AUGACCGCUGUGGCAGCUCCCGGUGGAGCAUCCACAAUGGCAGCAGCCGGAGGCGCUCAGCCACCAGGUGCCUCCGUUUACAUGGGAGCAGCAGGUGCCCCUCCAGCAGGCGCAACAUCGGCUUACAUCAGUGCACCAGGUGGUGCUGGUGGUGGCGGUGUUAAAUCAGUGGCCAUUGGAGGUCCAGGAGGGCCAUCAAACUUACCUGCUGGACAAUCUGGAUAUUUCGCCGUUUCCAAAGUGGGAGGUGUUCAAUCAACAUACAUAAAAUAA
Messenger RNA from Ostertagia ostertagi, 273 nucleotides. Lineage: Eukaryota; Metazoa; Nematoda; Chromadorea; Rhabditida; Trichostrongylidae. The record is from the annotation of a GenBank genome assembly.